Messenger RNA from Purpureocillium lilacinum, 843 nucleotides. RefSeq lists its product as uncharacterized. The record is from RefSeq and is a predicted model, not a curated record. Gene Ontology annotation, cellular component: nucleus. NCBI's taxonomy places the organism in Eukaryota, Fungi, Ascomycota, Sordariomycetes, Hypocreales, Ophiocordycipitaceae.
AUGGCUCCCAAGAAUCUCAACGUCCUCAUUUCCACAUUUGAGGGACUUGGCCUACCGUCUACGCUGGUAGUGCCAGUCCCGGCGACCACGACUAUCUCGCAGCUCCGAGACGAGAUCAACGAACGACUCCCCGUCACAGACACCAGACUCAUCCUGACGACACUAUCCAACAGACAACUGCCAGAGCGGUCCGAGGCCCCGCUGUCGACGUAUCUCUCCACCAGCGAUGACGAGUUUCUUUCUCUCCGAUUGACCGUCCCGCUGUGCGGUGGCAAGGGCGGUUUCGGAUCUCAGCUGCGCGCCGCCGGCGGUCGCAUGUCGUCGCGGAAGAAGAAGAACCAGGAAGACCACGGAUCAAGCCGGAACCUCGAUGGGCGUCGUCUCCGUACCGUGAACGAGGCCAAGGCCCUUGCCGAGUAUCUCGCCAUCAAGCCGGAGAUGGAGAAGAAGGAGAAGGAGAGGCGCCGGGAGCGAUGGGAACAAAUCGUUCAAGCGUCCGAGCAGAAAGAAGCCGAAAUCAAGGCCGGAGGCAAAGGCCGCCUGGACGGGAAAUGGGUCGAGGACAAGGAAGAGACCAGCGAAAGGACACGCGACGCCGUUCACGCCGCCAUGAAGGCCGGCAACUACAAGGACAACCUCGUCAGCACCUCGCAUGGAUCCGCGUCCACGCAGAGCAACAACUCUUCUGGCUCCGACGAAGAAGAGAAAUCGGGCUCCAAGGAGUCCACCCCUUCUGAGCCUGAGAAGGUGGAAAAGGACAAGCCCCGGACCUUCUUUGGCUUCGACGACGACGACGAAUUCAUGAGCUCCGACGAUGACGAGGGUGACUCCAAAAAGGCUUGA